This is a messenger RNA of Acromyrmex echinatior (Panamanian leafcutter ant), 1765 nucleotides long. RefSeq names its product trissin receptor. NCBI's taxonomy places the organism in Eukaryota, Metazoa, Arthropoda, Insecta, Hymenoptera, Formicidae. Gene Ontology annotation, biological process: G protein-coupled receptor signaling pathway. Gene Ontology annotation, cellular component: plasma membrane. Gene Ontology annotation, molecular function: neuropeptide Y receptor activity. The record is from RefSeq and is a predicted model, not a curated record.
AGCGCAUCGGUGACGAAUUAGUGGGACGGUGGUGCAAAACGUGCAAAAGGAAAGUGGUAAAUUAUCGUGUCGUGCCACGUCUCUCGUCUGCAUCCAAUGCGAUCUCGAAAUUCCUUCGUCAUGAGCAUCCUAAUGUACAUUGUUCAAAACGAGUAUAAGGGAUCGCCAGGGGAGACCGCGAAGCAAAACGCUGUAAUGGCACGUACGCAAAUCGAUUUUGUCGACCAGGACACGACGAGAACUUCCAGCGAUCAAAAUACAAUCCCUUACGAGAUCAGCAACAAUGAAAGCUACAUGAACAACGAAACUCUGCUUUACAAUGUGUCGUUCAACGAAGAUUAUAUUUUCGACAGGACUGACGUAAAAGUAAUUUUCAUCACUUUAUACACCAUUGUAUUCGUCUGCUGUUUCUUUGGUAACUUGAUGGUGAUUUUCGUGGUAACAUUCUCCCGUCGGUUGCGCAGCAUCACGAACUUCUUCCUGGCGAAUCUGGCGGUGGCGGACUUUUGCGUGGGCAUAUUCUGCGUCUACCAAACACUCACCAAUUACUUGAUGAACAGCUGGCAGCUGGGUGACUUCCUCUGCAAGGUGUAUAUGUUCGUGCACGCGCUCUCGUACACCGCCAGCAUACUGAUCCUCGUAGUAGUAUGCACCGAGCGUUACCUAGCCAUCGUCCAUCCUAUCAAGUGUCGGUCCAUGUUGACCAGGAGACGCCUUAGAAUGGUGAUAGGUGUAGUAUGGAUCCUGGCUGCCGUGUACGCCUCGCCCAGAUUUUUCUACGUUGAGACCAUCAGUAAUCGUCUCAACAGCGGCGACGUCGACAUUAUCUGCAUAGCCAAUAUCAAGAAGCACAACAAGAACGUUCUAGACGUGGUGAAUCUCGUCUUGCUCUUGUGCUGCCUCUACACAAGGAUCGCCAUAGGUCUCUGGAGGAGCAGCGCGACCCUCGGAGGACCUGGCCUAGUCGCCAGGACGAAAAAUGGUCGAAUACACCAUGUACACACGUCCAGCAGAAACGUACUGAAGGCACGACGCGGCGUUAUCAGAAUGUUGAUCGCAGUGGUGAUGAUGUUCGCCGUGUGCAACCUGCCUCAGCAAGCGCGUAUCCUCUGGCGACACUGGGGCCCAAACUACGAUCACGCGUCGGACUUCAGCACUUUGCUGACCGUGUCGACCUUCCUCAUCUCGUAUAUGAACUCCUGCCUGAAUCCGUUGCUGUAUGCUUUUCUAUCGCGCAACUUUCGCAAGGGUAUGCGGGAACUACUGCACUGCAGAGGGUCGAGGAACAACGGUGGUGCCCUGGCGAUGGUGUGUGCCAGUUCUGACCACAACCGUCACGAGAAUGGUGUUACCCAUGUACCACAGAACUCGGUCGUCCGACUAAACUCUGUGCAGGACAGCCUAUCCACUACUCGGCAGACCAUCACUCGGCACAAUACUUUAUACGGCAAGAGAACUUAAUAAACUACUGUCGUCCGCGCGACGGCAGUAGAUCGCGAAGUGAUUCUUUACAGGGUAUUCCAGGACAGGAGCUGGCAGAAUCCUUCUCAGGGAGGUGCGCGAGCGCCUGCGGGAUCUUUUUAGAGGGUCUAUUUUGACUCGUAGUUUAUUUAGUUUAACGAGAAAUGAACGAAGCGUUGCAUUGCUACGCGCAUCGACAUACUGUUUAUUCGGAUUUACUGAAGAAUUUAUACAUAUUAUACUGGGAGAAGUAAAAUGGUAUAAUUACUAUAAUUUAAUAUCAUUUUUGUACCAACUCCUAAAA